ACGUAAUGGUCUGUUUACGUCCAAUCUGUGGAGUCUCUCUGCUGCUGUGACCUGCUGCAGUUCAGUCCACCAAAUUUUCAUAGCUCGUUAAAACUCGUGCCAGGGACGAUAUGAAAUUAUCCUUUGGGGCGUUUUGGACGUAGCUGUCUUUAAGCAGGGUCGUAUAGCGUGACCUACCAGGGGUCAUCAUGGAUUAGCUGUAGUUCAGAGGCGUUUCUCCAGCCAAGUGGGACUGACAGCAGGAACUGGGACAAGGGACUUUGGUGCUACUAACGUUAGCUAGCAACGCUACAUAGCUACACGUUUUGAGUCGGCUUCCCUGCUGCGACAGGUACUGCGCGCGUUCCUGACAAGUUGUUGUGUGUGUGUGUCGCUCGGUGUGUGUGGUCCUCCUCGGGCCGUCGGCUCACUUUGUCCGCCCGCGUGUUCCCUGUUGUUGUGUAGCGUCGGCGUUAGCCUCCGGCUGGCUGCUGCUGGCUAACGUGUAGCCCAGUCUUUUAACGAUUCCUGGAGUAGUUUGAGAUCCUUGAGAGAUUCUCCAGGCAACAUGGCGCCCAAAGACAUCAUGACCAACUCUCAUGCCAAAUCCAUCCUCAACGCCAUGAACUCCCUUCGCAAGAGCAACACACUCUGUGAUAUCACUCUGAGGGUGGAGAACGCAGAUUUUCCCGCUCACCGGAUUGUUCUGGCCGCCUGCAGCGACUACUUCUGUGCCAUGUUCACCAGCGAGCUGGCAGAGAAGGGGAAAUCUUUUGUCGACAUUCAGGGUCUCACUGCAGCGACUAUGGAGAUCUUGCUGGACUUUGUGUACACAGAGACCGUGCUGGUCACAGUGGAGAACGUACAGGAACUGCUCCCUGCAGCGUGCCUACUGCAGCUCAAAGGGGUGAAAAGAGCGUGUUGUGACUUCUUGGAGGGUCAGCUGGAUCCAUCUAACUGCCUCGGUAUCCGCGACUUUGCCGAAACUCACAACUGCCUCGACCUGAUGCAGGCGGCCGAGCUCUUCUCCCAGAAGCAUUUCUCUGAGGUGGUUCAGCAUGAGGAGUUCAUGCUGCUAAGCCAGGCAGAAGUUGAAAAGCUCAUAAAAUGUGAUGAAAUCCAGGUGGACUCGGAGGAGCCGGUGUUUGAGGCCGUGCUGAACUGGGUCAAGCACAACCGAAAAGAGCGCGAGCCGUACCUGCCGGACAUGCUGGAGUUUGUCCGGAUGCCGCUGCUGACCCCCCGCUACAUCACAGAUGUCAUUGAUGCUGAGCCCCUCAUUCGGUGUAGCCUGCCAUGUCGAGACCUCGUCGACGAAGCCAAGAAAUUCCACUUGAGACCGGAGCUGAGGAGUGAGAUGCAGGGCCCACGCACACAAACUAGAUUAGGUGCCAAAGAAGUGCUGUUGGUCAUCGGCGGGUUUGGCAGCCAGCAAUCGCCAAUCGACAUUGUUGAGAAAUAUGAUCCGAAAACACAAGAAUGGAGCUCCCUUCCCAACAUCGCACGGAAGCGGCGCUACGUCGCCACGGUGUCGCUCCACGACCGGGUGUACGUGAUCGGAGGCUACGACGGCCGGUCAAGGCUCAGCUCGGUGGAGUGCCUGGACUACACGGCGGACGAGGACGGGGUUUGGUACACCGUCGCCACCAUGAACGUGCGCCGGGGCCUCGCCGGGGCCACAACGCUCGGAGACAUGAUCUAUGUUGCCGGGGGCUUCGACGGCAGCCGGCGUCACACCAGCAUGGAACGUUACGACCCAAACAUUGACCAGUGGAGCAUGCUGGGAGAUAUGCAAACGGCUAGAGAAGGAGCGGGUCUAGUGGUGGCGAGUGGACUUAUAUACUGUCUAGGUGGAUAUGAUGGGCUGAAUAUCCUGAAUUCAGUGGAGCGGUACGACCCUCACACGGGUCACUGGACGAGUGUUACCCCUAUGGCCACCAAGCGGUCAGGCGCUGGCGUGGCUUUACUCAACGACCACAUCUACGUCGUGGGAGGCUUUGAUGGUGUUUCGCACCUGGACUCGGUCGAGGUCUACAACAUCAGAACCGACUACUGGACCACCGUCGCCAGCAUGACGACGCCUCGGUGUUACGUCGGAGCGACGGUCCUCAGGGGACGCCUCUACGCCAUCGCCGGGUACGACGGGAACUCUCUCCUCAGCAGCAUCGAAUGUUACGACCCGGUCAUCGACUCCUGGGAGGUCGUCACGUCGAUGGCGACGCAGCGGUGCGACGCCGGCGUCUGCGUCCUGCGAGAAAAGUGAGCUUUGCCGACGGGAGCACGGCCAGCUGGACUUUGCUGAAAUGCCACUUUAGACGGAGCCAAACAAGGGGAGACGUUUGUUGGCCAGUAUGCAAAUAGGGACUCUGUUUGGGCCUCGCCUGCCGGGAGGAGAGGGGGGGGCUGUGCAGUGCAGCUCGGCGGUAGAGUUCACCUCUGACGAGCCCACCGCCGCAUGCAUGCAUGGCUCUCCGCUGGAACUUGUCGCUGUCGCAAACCUGUGAGAUUAUUUUUUCAGUUUGUCUUCAAAGUGCAAUAUAUUUCUACUCAUCACAACAACAACAAAAAAGAAGAAAAACAAAAAAGAUGGAGUUGAUUUGGACUCCGGUUGCUGCUAUAUGCCUUAUGACUUUGGCCUACAUCAAACAAUGAACAUCCGUGUUGCCUCCCAUUUGACUGUGACGAGUUACAGUACGUCGGCUCAUUAUCGAGUGCACUCAUUUGGCCACGACGAGGUCGUCAGUAAUUUCAACCAUUUUUGUAAUUUCUUCCGUAAACAGUGCUUUUAGAUUCAUAUCGCUUUCAUACAGAAGGUUUAAUACUUAUCGUUGCUCUCAAAAUAUAUAUUUAGAGAUCAAUAUUGUUUUAGAAAAUGACUGAAUUGUACCAGUUGAUUAUUUUGUCCCUAAAGAAUCACUUUUAAGUUUGAGGUGCAUGUGAUUGUUCCUUUUCUUUUCUUCCUCCACUUUUAAACCUGGAAAUGUACAUGUAGGACAAACAAAGUCCACAGAACAUUGUCGCCUGGGAAGUGAAUAAACACUGAUAACUGAG
Molecule: messenger RNA, 3030 nt
Organism: Gasterosteus aculeatus aculeatus (three-spined stickleback)
Lineage: Eukaryota; Metazoa; Chordata; Actinopteri; Perciformes; Gasterosteidae
Gene: klhl12
Product: kelch-like family member 12
Biological process (GO): protein monoubiquitination; COPII vesicle coat assembly
Cellular component (GO): COPII-coated ER to Golgi transport vesicle
Molecular function (GO): protein binding
Source: RefSeq, a predicted model, not a curated record